Closterium sp. NIES-65 is the source of this 331-nucleotide messenger RNA. The record is from the annotation of a GenBank genome assembly. NCBI's taxonomy places the organism in Eukaryota, Viridiplantae, Streptophyta, Zygnematophyceae, Desmidiales, Closteriaceae.
AUGAGCCCGACUAUGCCUCAUGCUAUUGCAGGUGCCAUUCCACCUACGCCCAUCAUCCCGAGUAUCCCGCCAGGUGGAGAUGACCAAGGACCCAUGGGUGAGCCUGAGGAUGGCUCUGAUGACGAUGCCCUGGACAUACUGGCACCGCGCGCUGCUGGAGUUCCAGUGAGCAGAGAGGAGUUUGAUUCCAUGUCAGCCCUUGUUCGAUCUCUGCAACAGGAAAAUCUGGAGCUGAAGAACCAGGUUGAGACUCUGCGCAAAGUUCCCUCCUCCUCCACCCGCCCCUCGAGCGAUUCGGAGACACCACGCUACCUGACAAACACAACAAGCU